AAAAAAAACUUUCUUUAUCUUUUUCUCCCAAAGCUCUUAAGACUUUUAGUAUCCUUUUUUCUAUUUUUUCAAUAUUGCUUAGAGACUGUUCUCUACCUUCUUACAAUAAUGCAAUUAAGUGAUUUACCAAAAGAUGUUAUACAACGCAUAGCCAUCCAGUUACGGCCAAAAGAUAUAAUACAGCUAUGUUUAUGCUCGAGAAAUAUACGCACGGCAUUAAUAUCUAACGAUGAAUUCUGGAGAAAGAAGUCAUUGAGAGAUUUCGGAGACAUCUUCAAACUUUACAGAAUACUUGUGAAAGCUACAGGAUUGAACUUGCCAACUGAAAUAAGCAACAAGUUUAAGGAUUACCCAAAGAUAUGGAAGCACUACUACAUUCAAAAGACCAAGACAAUGAAUGAAGCAGAUAAGGAAGUGUUAAUGGAUCAAGGAAGCAAGCAAUAUAAUGACGCGAAGAUACUGUUGACAACGAUACAAGAAACUCGCUUAGAGUUAAACGUUUCCAUGUUGGUAGAAAUUACCUCAAAAAUGUUAUUUUUACUAGACCUUCUGCCGAAUUAUGCAGGAUGUUAUUAUAUUCUAGCUACAAUGUUGUAUAUGGAAAAUCAGUUACGUAGCGCGUUAGAUGUGUUGGAUAUGGGUCGUUCCUUUAAUCCAAUAUUUCCGCCAUUUGAAGAGCUAGAACAGAGAAUAUUAUCCGCUAUGCAACAAGAUGAUUAUAAAGGCGACGGCAAGAAAGACGUUCCUCUAUUAGUCAGUGGCCAUUUUUCACCAGAAUUAUUAAACGUGCUAUUAGAAAUAUUCGAAACUUUCGAUAAGGAUAAAGACGAAUGUUUAAACCCCAAAGAGUUGGACUCGUUUGUGUUCUCAACCAAUGGUCAGCAUCCCCCACCUUCUUUUCUAAAGAACAUGGCAGAUCGAUUUGGAGCGAAUGAACAUGGAUGGCUUACAAAGAAAGGCUUCUUGGCGUUUUAUUUAGAGCAGACUUUGGAUGAUAUUUCAGAAACCAAAAAAGAUCUACGCGCCCACAAUUAUGACUGCAGUCGUUUGGUGAAAUUAUAAAAAGACGACCCUACUCACUUUUACAUAUAUGAUCUAUUAUCUUUAGUAAUUUAAUCUAUUCAUUCAUUCUUCCUUGUAUAUAUUUAUACGUAUACCUCAUUUUGUACAUUUGAAAAUAUCCAUCCACUAUUUUAAAUAUCUUGCACUUUUAGAUUUUGUAAAAUAUUUAUUUGUACUUUUAUAGUAUUCCACUAGCAAAGAAUAAAGCUUCAUCACACGACUAUAAUAUGCG
Messenger RNA from Mycotypha africana, 1294 nucleotides. RefSeq lists its product as uncharacterized. The coding region runs from base 109 to 1062 and encodes 317 amino acids. The transcript is spliced from 4 exons. Gene Ontology annotation, molecular function: calcium ion binding; protein binding. The record is from RefSeq and is a predicted model, not a curated record. NCBI's taxonomy places the organism in Eukaryota, Fungi, Mucoromycota, Mucoromycetes, Mucorales, Mycotyphaceae.